ACCAUUCUUCACAAUUCAAACACUUUUUCUCACUACCAACCUCUUUGAAACUUUUCCAAAACCAUUCACUAUUUUCAUUUCCAAAAUCUCAAACUUUGGUUUCUCAGUAUAAUAUAUUUCUUCCAACUUUGAACAAACAAGUUCCAAACUUUGAUUUAAUUUCACAAUUCAUAUCUUCCCAGUUCAAUUUUCUUUUCAUCUUAUUAGUUAUUAUUUCUUUGACUCACUUUUUUUUUUUACUAACUUUUAUAGUUUUGGCGACCCUUUUAAGCCUUCUAUUGUUCUAUUCAAAUUCUCAUUAAAAAAAUCACUUUUUUUUUUACAAUUUUUCCAUUUUAUAAUCUUGAGUGUGAUUUUUACUUUAUUUUGUUAUCUCUUUUUUCUUUUUUAGUUUUAUGAAAUGGUUGUUGAAAUUUGUUCAGAAAAUUGUAAUAUUGUUUCAAUGAGUCCAAGAAUUUCAUUCUCACAUGAUUUCUCUCAAAAAGGUCCAAUACCAAUUGAAAAACACCCUUUAAGAUCAAAUUCAUCUAAUUCAAAUUCAAGCAUUGAUUUUGAUUUUGGUGUCAAUGAAAAUUCAGAACAUGAAUCAUCUUCAGCUGAUGAGCUUUUUUCUCAUGGUAUCAUUCUUCCUACUCAAAUCAAGAAGAAGACAAAAAAUGUUCCUUUGAAGCAAGCAACAAUUCAACCAACAAAACCUCAACAUUAUGCCUUACCACCACUCUAUGCAAAUGGAAGCAAAAGCUCAAACAAAAUGAUCACAAAGGAUGUGAAAGAUUUGAACAAUGAUGAAGUGGAUGAGAAGCAUGGUUCAAAUAAGUCAUUUUGGGGAUUUAAGAGAAGUAGUAGUUGUGGAAGUGGAUAUGGUAGAAGUUUAUGUCCUUUGCCACUUAUUUCUAGAAGCCAUUCAACUGGUUCUUCAAAGAAAAGUUCUUCAACUUCAAGAUCCUCUUAUUCUUUUGGUUCAAGCAAUCAUCAAAAGGCUCAAGUUAAGAGAUGCCAUGGUGGAGCUUAUGGUAAUAAUAGUGUUAGGGUUAAUCCUCUUUUGAAUGUUCCUUGUUCAAGUCUUUUUGGUUUUGGUUCAAUUUUUUCGAAAGUUAGAAAUAAGAAGAAACAACAAAUUACAUGCUCCAAAAAUAAUUAGGUCUUCUGAUCACACCAAUAUAAGUUUUAGUCAGAUUAUAUAUAAUUAGGUCUUCCGAUUAAUCGUGAUAUCAAUUUUAGUCAAUUGACACAGAUAAUUAGGUCUUCCGAUCACAUCAAUUGAGAUGUGAAUUUUAGUCAGUUGACACGGGUGAUUAGGUCAUUCGAUCACAUCAACUGUAAUAUAUAUUUUAGUCUGCAAUUCUACAUCGUAAAUCUUCUAUUAGAUUCAUCACAAUAAUUUUACUAAUUUGUCGAAAGAAUAGUUGUUUUCGAAUUUAAAAUUGUAUUAAUUUACAAAUGGGUCGUUUCAAUUUUUUUGUUAUGUUUCCAUGGUUUGGUUUAUGAUAAGAAAAAUUAGGUGUAGCUUGUAUAAGUUAAAGUUUUGAAAGGUUAAAUGUUUGUAUCAAGAAGACAAAGUGAUAAGAAAAAGAUGGUUGUGAAUGGAAGGGACAAAUAAUGAUGUAUUUCAAGCACAUGAUUUAGGGGACACAGAAUGACAGGUUAAUGUUGCUUUCAUGGUUGUCAUUUGUUAUUGUUUUCUUUUUCCUCUUCCUGUUGUUCACACAAAUUGUAAUUACAUUAAUUUUUCUGAUUUUUUCUCUUUUUAUCAUUUGUACUUUGUGUGUAUGUUUUUCUUCUAUUAUGUAUGAACAAGAGGUUUAAAUUAAAGUAUAGAUGCACAUGUUACUUCUCUCCUACCCCAUUUGGUUAGGGUGGUUCAUAAUUAUUUAUUAUAUGAUAUGAUUGAUGGCCCUUGUUAUUUCAAAAUGCACAUGUGAAAUGGUUUUUCCACUAUUCCUAUAAUGCAGUUUUGAUCCCGUGAAAAAAAAAGAAGUUGAAAUUGAUAUGUCCAACCGAACCAA
Vicia villosa (hairy vetch) is the source of this 2006-nucleotide messenger RNA. RefSeq lists its product as uncharacterized. The record is from RefSeq and is a predicted model, not a curated record. Lineage: Eukaryota; Viridiplantae; Streptophyta; Magnoliopsida; Fabales; Fabaceae. Bases 401 to 1141 code for a protein of 246 amino acids. The transcript has a single exon.